AUGGCAACCCAAAUGGCAGCAAUAAAAAAAAAGUUACACUUCCAAUUUCAAGAAAAAGAUGUUGAUGAAAAUUCUAUGGCAUUUGAAGAUGUCUACAUCUUCCCUUCAGGUGAUAAGUAUGAAGGUCAGAUUCUUCGUACUAAAAAGGGUGGCUUGGAGCGGUCAGGGUUUGGAAAGCAAGUUGCCAUAAAUGGAACAAUCUAUGAAGGUCAAUGGUUAAAUGAUGCCAUGAAUGGGCAUGGAUGUUUAAGCCACUCUUCAGGUGACUGCUAUGAAGGUCAAUUCUUAGACAACCAGUUCCAUGGAAUUGGAACUUAUACAUGGGCUAAUGGAGCAUAUCUUCAUGGAAACUUUGAACAUAAUCGAUUGGAAGGCAAAGGUGUUUUUACUGACACUAUGAACCAAAUUUGGGAAGGUCAUUUCAGUCACAAGCUAGCCACUGGAUUAAUGUUUAAACUGAAUAUGAAUUAA
Molecule: messenger RNA, 471 nt
Organism: Acanthosepion pharaonis
Lineage: Eukaryota; Metazoa; Mollusca; Cephalopoda; Sepiida; Sepiidae
Source: the annotation of a GenBank genome assembly